Molecule: messenger RNA, 1320 nt
Organism: Fraxinus pennsylvanica
Lineage: Eukaryota; Viridiplantae; Streptophyta; Magnoliopsida; Lamiales; Oleaceae
Source: the annotation of a GenBank genome assembly
AUGGUUUCUGAUAGAAAAUUGGCUAAUGUUGUUGGUGGAAAAACAGCAAGGGCCUGUGAUAAUUGUAUAAGAAAGAGGGCUAGAUGGUAUUGUGCAUCUGAUGAUGCAUUUUUGUGCCAAUCUUGUGAUGCAUCUGUUCAUUCAGCAAACCUUUUGGCUCGACGCCACAAAAGGGUUAGACUCAAGAUUUCUUCAUUCAAAUCAUUUGAGGAAUCUUCUCUUCGGAUUUCUGUGCCCUCAUGGCACCAGGGUUUCACCAGAAAGGCUCGAACUCCGAGGCAAAAAAGUCAUGCAGAGAAGCUCAAAUCUGAAGAACAAGUUGGAAACCCUCUUCAUCUUGUGCCUGAAAUUUGCAGCGAAGAGCACUCCUAUGAAGAAAAUGAUGAACAGCUUCUUUAUAGGGUUCCGAUUUUUGAACCCUUUGUAGCAGAGUUAUGCACUUCGGUAAAUGAGGAUGUGAUGAAUAAUGAAGCAGAAAAUGCAGAAGCUUCUGGGAGUACUGAAUCGAAAGCCAUGUCGAAUGAUUUGAGUCAAGAAAUAAAUCAUAUACAUGGGUUUCUUCCAUCCGAAAUGGAUCUUGCAGAAUUUGCUGCUGAUGUUGAAAGUUUAUUGGGUAAAGGGCUUGAAGAUGAGUCGUUUGAUAUUGAAGGGUUGGGACUUUUGUGCUGUGAAAAAGAAAAUCAUGACUCAAAGGAGUGUUCUUCGGGCAGUAGUGAAAAAGUGAAGGUUGAAGAUGAAGAAGUUGCAGAAAUAGUCGGGGCACAGGCACAUGGAAAUGGAACAGAGAUUGACUUGGAAAGAAAAUCUUUUGAGUUCAAUUUUGAUUAUGGUGAUUAUUCUCCAAUUACAGGUGAAGGAGAAGAUACUAAAGCACCAAUUAUUGGUGGUGGUCAGCCGAUAAUUAAAAAAUUCGAAGAUUUUAAUGAAGUCGAUGAUGAUACUAAGAAGAAGAAGAUAAUGUUGAGUCUAGACUACGAGGGUGUGAUGUCGGCUUGGGACGAACAAAGGUCCCCAUGGACAACUGGUGAACGACCGGAAUUGGAUUUCAAUGACUUUUGGCCUGAAUACAUGGGCACUUGUGGUACAAUGCAUGUAUAUGGAGGUACGGGAAUGAUGAGUGGACAUGCAGCAGCAAUGGUGGACGGAGGUAGAGAAGCCAGGGUUUCUAGGUACAGGGAGAAGCGCCGAACCAGAUUGUUUUCCAAGAAAAUAAGGUACGAGGUUCGGAAAUUGAAUGCUGAGAAGAGGCCCAGAAUGAAAGGGAGAUUCGUUAAGGGAGCAAAUUUUGUAGCAACAGCUUUUCCUUUGCUCAAGAAAUAG